This is a messenger RNA of Caenorhabditis sp. 36 PRJEB53466, 651 nucleotides long. The record is from the annotation of a GenBank genome assembly. Lineage: Eukaryota; Metazoa; Nematoda; Chromadorea; Rhabditida; Rhabditidae.
AUGGAGAGACAAACAAGACAAUCUGCACGGCAGAAGAAUGCUGCAAGCAAAGCAGCGGAAAGCCUCGUUGAGAAGGCCACAACAGCGCCGAGCAAGACGACGACGAGCAAAUCGGCUGCCGGCAAGACUGCUCAGAAUAAGACUGCUUCAAGCAAGGCAUCUCAGAAGAAGCCGGCCGCAAGCAAGGCAAGCAAAACAGCCGUGAGUAAGGUUGCUCCGAGCAAAGCUGCUCCGAAGAAAGCUGCCCCUCCAGUCAAGGCUGCUCCGGCAAAGGCAUCCACCAGCAAAGGAAACAACAACAAGCAGAGCAAACCGUCAACGAGCAAAACAUCGGCAAGCAAGGCUUCUACCAGCAAGACUGCAAGCAAAAAUGUCCCGAGCACUUCGACUUCGAGCGGGAACAACACAGAGCCGAGACAUUCAACGAACUCCGACUCGAGCACUCAGGCCCCACUCGCAGAUCAGCCCCAAGGAUAUGUCAGCAAUUGGGAUCGUCAUUCUCUUAACGAUAGGAGACAGUUUUUCGAACGAACCACCAUUCAACGGAUCAAUGAGAUGCAGGUAUUCAGAAGAGAGCACGUCACUCUGCAAACUUCCACUCCCGCUCCGGAUAUCUCUCUACCCGCAAAGAAAACGGGCAAGAAGAACUAA